Acanthosepion pharaonis is the source of this 1239-nucleotide messenger RNA. The record is from the annotation of a GenBank genome assembly. NCBI's taxonomy places the organism in Eukaryota, Metazoa, Mollusca, Cephalopoda, Sepiida, Sepiidae.
AUGGCGUUUCAUGCAUUCAAAAAACGUUCAUUUGUUUUUGUACCCCACCACCUCUCUCUCACUCUCUCUGUCUCUCGAAUUGUUCUCCCUCUCUCUAUUUCUAUCUGCCUAUCUGCAUCCCCUCUCUCUCUCUCUCUCUUUAGAUUCCUCGAUCUAUUCCCCGUGAGUGAAAAGCGCUCGUGUAAGCAUCCGUACACAAACACCUCCCUGAAAGACUUUUUUUCUGUGCUUUCUUUUGCUUGCUUAUUUACCUUGUGUUUCUUUUUUAUUUCUGUUUUUUUUUUGUUGUUUCCUUUUUGUCUCCUUGUUUGUUUCGUUUUAUAUUGUUUUUAUUCCUGCAUUGUCAUCUUUUCAUUCCCGUUCCAACCGUUUCUUUUUUUCUCUCUUCUUGUCUUUUUGUUCAUUUCUUCCUUAUUUCUUUUUGUUCUUUCCUCUUCCUUUCUUCUUUCUUUCCUUCCCUCAAUCACUCAAUCUUUCUGUUUAGAGAUUAUUUUUCUUCAAAUUUCUUCCUUGUAUCUUCCUUUCUUCAUCUCUCUUUCUCUCUCUCUCUCUCUCUCUCUUUCUCUAUCUAUCUAUCUAUCUAUCUGUUUAUUAGUUAUGUUUCUUCAAACUGUUUUCUUUACUUAUGUUUCUUCAAACUUCAUUCUUUACAUCCGUCUUCCUUUCUUCAUUUCUCUCUCUCUCCCUCUCUCUCUCUGUCUAUCUAUCUAUCUAUCUAUCUAUCUAUUAGUUAUUUUUCUUCAAACUUCUUUCUUUACGCCUGUCUUCUUUUCUUCAUUUCUCUCUCUCUUCUCCCUUCUCUCUCUCUCUCUCUCUCUCUAUCUAUCUAUCUAUCUGUUUAUUAGUUAUUUUACUUCAAAUUUCUUUCUUUCCUUAUUUUUCUUCCAAUUUCUUUCUUUCCUUUCGUUUUCCUUUCUUCAUUUCUCUCUCUCUCUCUCUCUCUCUCUCUCUCUCUCUCUCUGCCUCUGUCUAUCUAUCUAUCUUUCUGUUUAUUGGUUAUUUUUCUUCAAAUUUCUUCCUUUCUUUCCUUCUUUUAUUCCCUUCUCCCUUUCUCUGUCUGUCUGUCCCUCUCUCUCUCUCUCUCUCUACUUCUGCCUCCUUCACUUUCUCUUUCUUUCCUUCCGUCUACCUUUUUACAUUUCUCUUUCUCUCCUCUCUCGCUGUCAUUUUCUCUCUCUCUCUCUCGCCCUCUCUCUCUCUCUCUCUCUCUCUCUCUCUCUCUCUUUCUCUUAUAAAUAA